AUGUUCGAACAAUACUUUCUUUUCAACUGUGUAUCCAUGCUUCGAGACCAUGCAGUGCCUGUGGCUUUUGCUUUUGAAAGCGAAUUCUUUUCUGUCUUGGCUGAUUUUGUCAAGGCUUGCAAGGGAAAUGUUCGUGGGUUACCCACAGAAACGAUAGCCGGGUGGGUUCCCAUGAUUGUUGAUGGAGCAUUCGUGACAUCACAAACUCAAUUUGAUAAUACAUGGUCCACCGACAGAACAUUCAAAAAGCUGGAAGCAAGUGGUAUUCUCUCUGAAUGUCUGCGCUGCAUGGCAGUGCCGCAAGAACAGGCAUCCGUCGACGCUCGAGACGAAAUAGUGGAUAGAAUCGUGACAGCCAUUGUGUCUUGUCCUUCACUGCUACGAAAAAAGUUCAAGGAAGCUUGCCUACAGGGUAUUGUCCAGUCCUUACGAUCACUUGAUGCCGCUGGUACAAAGACAUCCGUCAUAGAGUACAAUUUGCAUCGGUGUGCUUACUGUAGACAAGGGUCGGAAACGCCGCUAAUGAUGUGUGGACGUUGCAAGAGCUACAGCUACUGCUCCAAGGAGUGUCAAAGAGCUCAUUGGAAGAAGCACAAGGAAGGCUGUAUUCCCAUUUCAACAAAGGACAAGAAGAAAGAAGAGAUUGCAAAUGCGAUGGUGGCACAGUUUGUCAACAAAAAUAACAUCCGCUUGAAGUCGAAGAUGGCCGAAGAGUGUCGAAAGAAAGGCUUGAGACCACAUAACAUGGUGAUAGAGCUGGACUUUAUGCCUAACAACGAUGGUAUCAUUCCAGCUAUGAGUGAUUCGCCUGGUAAUUUCACCAUCACACCUGUUCGGAAGAUCGUCAAUACAAAGCAUCCAUGGCUAUCGCAGCUAAACAAGGAGUUGUGUGAUUAUGCUAUCGAUCGUCUGCAUGCGCACGAAUCCAGAAAGCAAAAGCUUCCAGUUGAAAUGCGUUUGGCUAUUUACCGCUAUGCUGGAGGUGUGGGCUGUACCGACAUUGCUUUUGAGGUGAAAUCCUAG
This is a messenger RNA of Cylindrotheca closterium, 1023 nucleotides long. The record is from the annotation of a GenBank genome assembly. NCBI's taxonomy places the organism in Eukaryota, Bacillariophyta, Bacillariophyceae, Bacillariales, Bacillariaceae.